ACACACUCAUAUACAAACACACACCGACACAAAGUACACACGGGGGCAGUCACGCGCGCGCGUACAUAGCACGCGCGCGUCAUACGCACUGCUCGCGCGCGCGCGCGCGCGCGACGCGUCGCAUCGCGCAGCGGAAGGAGCAGCGAAGAAGCUGUCGGGACGAGAGAGCCGGAGUCGGCUCGCACGGAAUCGCAUCGGGCACGGCGAGGGCCGCCGCGAGCUUGCGAGCGGGGACCGUAGUGCGCGUAAGCUUGCGGAGCAGAGUCGAAGCGAACGGGCGAGGGGGAAGAUCGACGCGCGAGCUCCUAAUACCGGAGCUUGCGGAGGUGCGCUACCUCCUCGGGGAACAUCUCCGUCGUGGAAGCUCUCGGCUGGAGUUGGUGCACUUCCGGUGCCAAUCUGCGAUCGACGACGGCAAGUCGUGAUGAACGAGCGUGUGUGAAGCUUGACAGACUGGAUGCGUCGCGACGGAAACGCACGCGGUGCUUGCGCAAGCUGUCGCGUGUAUCAGUGAGGCAGCUUCGUGCUUGCGCCCGGGUGUUCGCCGGGAGAGCCACGAGGAAAGGAGCCGAAGACGAGGGAAGCCCGGGACCAUACGAGGGCAGGAGACGGACACGGCGCCGGGCGAGCUUGCGCGAUCAGAAAAAGCUCGCGUGUGCUGUCUGGAUGCUGGGCGAUGUACGAGUGAAUAGAAUAGCUCGCAUCGCGGCGUUACGGCUCGAACGGAUGACGCACGCCUCUUUUUGUUGCAACGUGGCACACGGCGGAGUUUUGAAAAAGCACGUCGGGAAGCCGCGGACGCUCUUCUUUCGUUCACUGUUCGGUGUUUACUCGUAAACGUUUUUCUCCCCUCCAUUCGCUGUAAACAGCCACGUCCAUUCUUGUCCCCGCGAGUUCGAACUGCGUGACAGAGAAAGAGAAAGAAAGUAAGAGAGAGAGAGAGAGAGAGAGAGAGAAAGCGCGAGCGGAUAAUAGCCGCGAGAGCUUCGUAGCAAUAGACGAAAUUCUUAUUGUCAGCCAGCUGGCAUUCACCUACAAGCGACGCUCUGAGGGAAGCUCGCGUCUUGAUACAUAGUGUCUUAAAUAACAUUUCGUGAGAAGCUCCACUCGCGCGCACACGAGCGCGCUUCACUCACUGCGGGACGCGCGAGCUGAAUUUUCGGAGCAGGUGUCGUAUCGUCAGAGGCACCGCGAUAUCAAUGACACAAAAGGCCGUGCGAAACGGGCCUCUCGCAAUUCCACACUCAUUGUCUCGAGUGUCCUGAUCGUUCUUAGCCUUUGAAACCGAGGUUCUCGCAUUGCCGAGAGCGGCAGAGAGCGAACGGACGUUUCGUUGCGUGUUUCGUUACGCGAGCUCGCGAAGCUUACCACUUCUCGUGACGAUAGGGACGCGUAUCGACGAGCAAUAUCGACGAGCAAUGCCGUCGGCAGCCGCCUCUUCGACAAGAGCAUCGCUCGCAUCCACGUAGAGACCCGGAGCAGGAGCUCGCAAGCUCGAGAAUGUAGUGUCCUGGUGGACGCAUGCUGGCGGGGACUCAAGCUCAGGUUCUCGCGGUGAAAUUGCACGGCGGCCAAGCGAGCCGAAACAGGUGGAAGAUCUCCGGCGCGAUACGGCCUGAAGAGUAUCGCGAGGAGCUAUCGCAGGGUGGUUAUCGAUGAUGGUGGAAGGCACGUUGCCAAAACGCGAUUGGUUGGCCCGGCGCGCGUCUUCGCUCGACUCGAGCUUUGCUGCGUGCCGGUCGUCACUUCGCUGAACUCGGCGACAUCUCUUCGAGACCGUGUUAGGGAGUCAGAGAGGUAGACAGAUAGAUAAAUAGAGAGAGAGAGAGAGAGAGAGAGAGAGAGAGAGAGAGAGAGAGAGAGAGAGAGAGAGAGAGAAGCAAGGAGAGAAAAAGAAUCACUGAGGACCGCCAGGCGUGAAAUGACGAGCUCCAGACCUGUGCCUGAUCUUAAGCUGUCGACGUCGAUGUUGUCGUCGUCAUCGUCGUGGCGACGUUGGAGAGGCAAGCAUUGCUCGGUCAGUUAAUACGUUUCUUUUUCGGCGUGUCGCUGCGUGACCCGCGACCUCGUAACGACGAAUACGACGAAGUUGCCGACGGGCCUCGGUAACAGAGACUGUUUUGAUAGCUGAAUCUUGAAGAGAGAAAGCGACGAGACAGAGGACCCUAGAAGAAAUCGUUUUUAUUUCCGGGAGGGGAAGCUUCGUCCACGAGAUUGAGUGUAUACGCGAGCGGCAGCAGCGGCCGUAGCGAGUAGGUAAAUAAAUAGAUUCGUAGAUAAAUAAGCGAGCAAAUUAGAUGGAAGUAGCGCGGCCAUCGGGCGCGGGAGAAACGUCUGUAGAGCAAGUAGACCCCAGACGUAAGAGCUAAGACGUGGAGGAGCUCAGCCGUUAGAAGCUGAAGAGAAGUCGAAUUAAAAAUAGGGAUUAGCAACGCGAUCGUUCUUUAAGAAAGAUCUAGUCUCUCUAAUAGUUGUGUUACUAAUCGCGAACUUGAAGAAGCAUGAACCAGACGAAGGUCGAUUUGAGCUGACCUAAGAAUAACCGAGGCGAGAAGUGGCUUGUUCAAACGAGAUCCAGAAAGUGGAUCAUUCGUCAAUAGGAAAACGAUAGAGGAGAGAGAAAGAGAGAGAGAGAGAGAGAGAGAGAGAGAGGGGGGGGAGGAAAAGAAGAGGAAGAAAGAAGAGGAAAAGAGAAAAAGAGAGAAGAAAAAAAGUCUUCAAGUUCAAAGGUUUUAUUGCAUCUGAUUGUAGAAGAUAUAUUUGGAAAGCUGCCAGUUAAGAGUAUCAGAAUCCCGUUCCCGAUUUGUUGCGAGAAAGGGUAUUUAGAUAUCGACAAACGAGAUAUCGCGCGCAAACGGUGCAAAGCACCGUGAAUUUUAGAAGAGUCCUUCGUAAAUGUCGGGAUCAUCGUGAACUUGAAGAAAUACUCCUCACACACACACACACACACACACACACACACACACAGUCGGAGGGUUCCUCGUUCUUCGACGGGAUCGAUUGUCGUCGGGACGAUCGACGCGCGUGCAAGUCUGAUUGUCGAUGUUAGACUAAUCGUAGACUCGAGUAUUCAUUCUGAGAAGAGGAAGAGAAAAAGUGAGGCUUGAGACGGACGUAUCGGACGUAUCGAGUUGAGGCAAGGCGGGAGUAGAGCGCACGACGACGGCGACGACGGCGACGACGAGGACGACGCUUUUGAAACUCGGUCGACGCUCUGGCUCUCCCGCACUCCCUGAAGGAAGAUUCCACCUUCAAGCAUGGCCUCGGUGGCAGCGUGGCUGCCGUUCGCUCGCGCGGCGGCGAUCGGUUGGGUGCCGAUCGCCGCACACCCACUGCCACCGCCGCCGAUCCCGAAGGACCGGCGCAAGGCCGACGACGAGAAGCUGCUGAUCAACGUGAGCGGUCGCCGCUUUGAGACAUGGCGCAACACCCUGGAGAAGUACCCGGACACGUUGCUCGGCUCAAACGAGCGCGAGUUCUUCUACGACGAGGAGAGCAAGGAGUACUUCUUCGACCGGGACCCGGACAUCUUCCGGCACAUUCUCAAUUACUAUAGGACCGGUAAGCUGCAUUAUCCGAAGCACGAGUGCCUGACGAGCUACGACGAGGAGCUGGCGUUCUUCGGCAUCCUGCCGGACGUGAUCGGCGACUGCUGCUACGAGGACUACCGGGACCGCAAGCGCGAGAACGCCGAGCGGCUGAUGGACGACAAGCUGAGCGAGAACGGCGACCAGACGCUCCAGCAGCUGCUCGACAUACGGCAAAAGAUGUGGCGGGCCUUCCAGAACCCGCACAUCUCCACUGCCGCCUUGGUAUUCUACUAUGUAACCGGGUUCUUCAUCGCCGUGAGCGUGCUGGCGAACGUGGUGGAGACUGUGCCGUGCGGUAACCGUCCGGGACGCGCCGGCACCCUCUCGUGCGGCGAGCGUUACAAGAUCGUGUUCUUCUGCCUCGACACCGCGUGCGUGAUGAUAUUCACCGCCGAGUACCUGCUGAGGCUGUUCGCCGCGCCCAGCCGGUGCAAAUUCGCGCGCUCCGUGAUGUCGAUUAUCGACGUGGUCGCGAUACUGCCGUACUACAUCGGGCUCGGGAUCACCGACAACGACGACGUGUCGGGCGCGUUCGUGACGCUGCGCGUGUUCCGCGUGUUCCGUAUCUUCAAGUUCUCGCGGCACUCGCAGGGACUGCGGAUCCUGGGCUACACCCUCAAGUCCUGCGCCUCCGAGCUGGGUUUCCUCGUGUUCUCGCUCGCGAUGGCCAUUAUCAUCUUCGCCACCGUCAUGUUCUACGCGGAGAAGAACGUCGACGGCACCAACUUCACCUCGAUACCCGCCGCCUUCUGGUACACCAUCGUCACGAUGACUACGCUGGGAUACGGUGACAUGGUUCCGAAAACGAUCGCGGGAAAAAUCGUGGGGGGUGUAUGCUCCUUGAGCGGUGUCCUAGUGAUCGCUUUACCGGUACCUGUUAUCGUCAGUAAUUUCAGCAGAAUAUAUCAUCAAAACCAACGUGCCGACAAACGGAAGGCGCAGAGGAAAGCCAGAUUGGCGCGUAUCAGAAUCGCGAAGGCGUCGAGCGGCGCCGCCUUCGUGAGCAAAAAGAAGGCAGCGGAGGCGCGUAUAGCCGCUCAGCAGAGCGGACUGCAGCUGGAGGACUACAAGGAGGAGGAUAUCUUCGAGCUGCAGCAUCAUCACCUACUUCGCUGCUUGGAGAAGACUACGGACCGCGAGUUCGUGGAGAUGGAAGUGCCGUACAACGGCGCCCCGAAGAGGCCGGGCUCGCCGUCACCCCUGACCUCCCCUGCGCACAGCACUGCCUCCAGGGGCGGCCUGCUGCAUUCCUGCUGCGGGCGCUGCUACCCCCAACGUUACCAGUGUCGCGAACAUUGAUCUACGCUGAGAAUCCGACGUGAUUUGCGAACGCUGCGCAUAGAUGUUCGAGCGAGAGAAUUUGUGCAAGGAUGACCCGUGGAGAUUAAUUCGAACGACCGAAAGAAUAAGCGGAGGUGGAGCAAGGAAAAAGAAAACUCUCUUAACGGAGUUGUUUUGCGUGCAAAGGCGUUAAAUUCUAAAUGGAGGAAAAAGAAUAAUCAUUUGUACGUUGCGGGACGUUGCGACUCAUUCUCGCUCUUGAGAAACGCCGAUAUAAAUGCCGCGUUUAUUACCGCACGAUGCAGAGAGCGGGGCUCCGCCGCAGUAGUGAUAGUCCGUGAUGCGUCAGACAUCGCGCGCCAUCCCCGUCCGCAGCUUCUCCCUUGUUUGUACAGCUUGUUUGGCCCGACAAAAGUGAAAAUUCCAUAAUUUCCACAGAUAACAGAAAAUAUUUGAUAAUGUGUAAUUCAAUCGGCAGCACGUAUCAUUUAAAAUUUCGACGUGGGAUAUGCGACCCUCGCCUCGACUUGCCUCGAUUGCGUAUUUUAUCGUGACAAAAAUGCGCGUCUGUGAAAAAUGUAUUCGUAAUCUAUGCCUCUGAUUACGCCGUCAAAAACACAGGUGAGGAGUAGUAGGUGAAUACUAUACCGUUCGUUAUACGUGUAAUUAAAAUGCUGUAAAUGGUGCAGCGUUCGUUGUCAAAGCGUUGAUUGACUUUUUGCAUGUUCCGCGCAGAAACGUGCUUUCUCUGUCUCGUUGAAAUGUGUACGUUAUAAAUUACAGUUACCGACAAAAAAAUUAAUAACACCGUAAUGUAUUCAAAGCCGUAGUGAUUGAAAUUCAAAUUAGUAUACAUUGCAAAAAAAAAUGUUGGCACACCGUUAACGUAUAAUCUUUAUUUAUAGAGGCAAAAUAUUCUUUGCAAAAUGCAAUUUUGCACGAAGCGCGUUGAGUGAAGUGCACAAGAGAUUAAAUCAGUCGACAUUUAUGCAAGAAUUAUAAAUCUUUUGGAAAAUCUCGUAUGUCGGUAAUUUUGGAUAGUCUCAGUAUUCGCUGCCACUUAUUGCGAGAACUUUCGAACGCGACAGCCGUUCGACAACACCGAUCGCUUCGACUUGUCACGUAUUUAAUAUGCAUUUUUAAUCGAAGCUGCUUGCCGGCGAGUCUUGCGACGACGCGACGCACACAUACAUCCCCGAUAACAUAAAAACGCGCGCGUCCAGUCCUACUUUUACCAAACUCUUUUAUUGUGCCGUACUUUACAUAUGGUAUCUUACAGGGUACAAACCACCCUUUUCUCCGGCUGAUCUCGCGACAGUCUUUCCCGCGAUCCGAGCUCUAUAAAAGUGCAUUUCGUCGGCUCUCGCUGAGCCAGCAGCGCGCGCGCGCGCGCGUCUCGCUCGCCGACUUGCGUUACAGGAAGGUGCUCCAAUAGACGACGUUGAGGAUGAAGAACGAGAACGGGAAGAAGAAUCUGGAGAUCUUGUCGAUGAAAAUGGCGGUGGCGCGGCCUCGGCAGCACUGCUCGUACUGCACCGUCGGCGGCCUCGUCGGGCUUCUGCUUCUCUCGGCGUCCGGCCUCAUCGGCGUCUGCAAGAUGACAUCGAAAUCGUGUUUGCGUAGAAUAGACGGCAAUAAACGGGAAAAUGAGAGCAAUAAACGAAAGCAGGGACGGCAAAGUUAAA
Molecule: messenger RNA, 6556 nt
Organism: Harpegnathos saltator (Jerdon's jumping ant)
Lineage: Eukaryota; Metazoa; Arthropoda; Insecta; Hymenoptera; Formicidae
Gene: Shal
Product: potassium voltage-gated channel protein Shal
Exons: 5
Coding region: 3258-4889 (543 amino acids)
Biological process (GO): action potential; potassium ion transmembrane transport; protein homooligomerization
Cellular component (GO): voltage-gated potassium channel complex; membrane
Molecular function (GO): protein binding; A-type (transient outward) potassium channel activity
Source: RefSeq, a predicted model, not a curated record